AUGUUUCCUAUUGACGAAGAACAUUUAGAAGCCGUUCGGAAGCUCAUGGAGCCUUUUGAUAUGAAUAUUGAGGCAUACACUAGAGUACGUGACUUGAUGUCCCGAGCAAUGGAAUUGGGCCUAGACCCUAACCAACGUCAAAAGGCAGCUGUGAAAAUGUACCCUUCCUUUGUUACUAAAAUGCCGAACGGAACAGAUCUUGGCGGGACAAACUACCGAGUUAUUCUUGUCACUCUAUCAAACAAGGAGCCACCUCGUAUAGAGGAGAGAACUUACGCUAUUCCUAAAGAUAAAAUGCUUGGCACUGGGGAGGAGCUUUUUGAUUACAUCGCUCAAACCCUUCAUAAUUUCCUCGACAGCCAUGGACUUGCUGAAACAGUGUUUAGUCUUGGAUUUACAUUUUCAUUUCCUUGCGAACAACACAGUCUUUCAGAAUCUAUUUUGGUACGAUGGACUAAAGGUUUUGCAGCCUUAAAUGUUGAGGGUCGCAAUGUAGCGAAGCUUCUUCAAGAUGCAAUAGACAGGACGCUUUCCUUUCAAACUUAG
Protopolystoma xenopodis is the source of this 546-nucleotide messenger RNA. Lineage: Eukaryota; Metazoa; Platyhelminthes; Monogenea; Polystomatidea; Polystomatidae. The record is from the annotation of a GenBank genome assembly.